GCUGGAGUAGUAAACAACAGUCGGUAGCUGAGCGGCGAUCGACGGUAGAUCAGUUUGGCUACACAGGGGGGGGGGGGGAGAACACGAAAUGGCGAAGAAAACGGAAGAUUUGGGGGCUUUAUGGAUGUGAUUAACUCCAUCCUCAGCUCUGGUUCAGCACCUUGAGCCAUGUCGUCACGCGUAUUGCUGCGCCAGCAGCUUAUGCGAGAACAGGCCCAGGAACAGGAGAGACGUGAGGCCCAACAGCAGGCCUCUGCAUCCCAGCUCAGGGCCACUGACUCCACUCCAGCUAUCUCUGUCACGCUUCCCCCAAAUGUUGCCCGUCCACCACCAGCACAGGUUCCUGUGGAAGUGCUAAAAGUGCAGUCCCAUCUGGAGAACCCUACUAAGUACCACAUCCAGCAGGCACAGAGACAACAAGUGAAGCAGUACCUCUCCACCACUCUGGGCAACAAGGUAGUUCCUCAGACCCUUGGGGUGUCCCCUGUACCACAGUCCAGUUCUGCCCCUGAGAUGGCCCCUUCAGCCAACAGUGCUCCCAACAGUCCCAUGGCUCUGCUUAACCUGGGAUCCAAUAAAGAGGAAAUUGAUGGUGUGAUCGAUGAUAUUAUUAGUCUCGAAUCAAGUUUUAAUGAUGACAUCAUGACGUUAAUUGACUCAGGUCUUCAGCUGCCUAGCACGCUCCCCGGGAAUCUCUUGGAUGUAUACCAUAGCCCUGGAAUGGCAGCACCUACUCUCACUGUCAGCAACUCUUGUCCUGCUGAUCUUCCAAACAUCAAAAGGGAAAUAACUGAUGCAGAUGCCAAAGCACUAAUGAAGGAGAGGCAGAAGAAAGAUAACCACAAUCUCAUUGAGAGGAGGCGGAGGUUCAACAUAAAUGACCGCAUAAAGGAACUGGGUGCACUGAUACCCAAGUCUAAUGACCCGGAGAUGCGUUGGAACAAAGGUACCAUUCUGAAAGCCUCAGUAGACUACAUCAGGAAGUUACAGAAGGAGCAGCAAAGAACCAAGGAGAUAGAGAUGCGUCAGAAAAAGCUGGAACAUGCCAACCACAGCCUCAUGCUACGCAUCCAGGAGCUAGAGAUGCAGGCCCGGCUCCAUGGCCUCUCCACCACCAUGUCGUCUGACCUGAGCACCAAUCCUUCUCUGCUGCAGCAGCAAACACCUCAGAGUGGCCAGCAUCUCCCUCCCAAUGCAGGGGAAGUCUCCUCCCAAACCCUCCUCAACCUUGGAGCCACAGCCAUGGGACAAUCUGUCCCCGCCUCCUUCCUUUCUCCGCCCACCUCCGACUCCCCUGCAGGUGUCACCAUCAGCAGUCCCCUGGACCUGGGCAGCCUGAGCUUUGCCGAGCUGGACGAGGCCUCUGCCUCGGCUCUCUACCCAGAAGUAGGCCUGGGAGACAUUCUCAUGGAUGAGGGAUGUGCUCUGUCACCAGAGAGGAUGGCAGAACCGCUGUUUUCUCCCCUGUCACCAGGUGCCUCCAAAAGCAGCAGUCGCCGGAGCAGCCUUGAUAUAGAUGAGGACUUGUGACAAGCUCAGACUCGUGGUCACACAGCCAGAGAGGACAAUGCUUCAAGUUGGGAGGAUAGUCAGGGAAACGGCACUCCUAUGUAAAAAUGGCAUGAAUCAGUUUGAAGGACUGUAGAUUUGAACAGAGAAAAUAAGCAACCAGCACAAGGAUCAAAACUAAUAUGAAUAGUACAUCAGCAUAAAAUCAAUUGCGCUCAAGUUUUCUGCCAUAUGUAGGCUUAAUUGCUCUUGUUUGAAGAGACUGAUGAUUAUUAUCUGGGCUUAUUAAUUAUCUUAUUGAAAUGGAAUGGUGUAUAAAGGGUCAGGGACUUAGCAAUAAGAAAUGAAUGGUAAGUUUUCCUUCAGAGUUUUAAGAGAAAUAUAUUUGCCUGAAUAUAUUAUGUACUCAUUUUUAGAUGGCUGUGAGGACUUUUUUUUCAUGGCAAUGAUAUGGCAUGACAAAUUAAGAUGCCAAGACUUUUUUUUUAUUCACUGGAUUCAGGGUUUGUUAGCAGCAGUCACAUGCUCAAAGGUUUUUCUGACAAGCAGUUACCAAAGGGAUGUUUGCAAAGUAAAUUAGCACACGGUGAAAUAUUUACUGCAUAUUUUAUUACGAGUAUAUUUUACUUUGAACAUUUUAUUGCACCUUACUUUAUGGUCUAUGCAUUUUGUAAAAGCUUUUGUCUUUUGCAUUGAAAUUUCAGACAGGCAAGCAGUUGAUACCCAGGUUGCAUGCCUAAUAAAUAAGAACCAGAAAAGGGGAAAAUCUCCUGCUGCUGUAGAGUAAGCCAAAGCAGGAUGUCUUUAUAAUGUAGCCAGAGAUAUACAAGUCUGCAUUUUCAUUGUGUCAAUAGAAAUGUGGAAAAGUAUAAAAAAUGUAAGAUCAUAAAAAAUGAAAGAAAAAAAAUGAGACGAAUUGGACAUUUACCAUUUUCAAAAGUACUGUAGUGCAUCACCUUUUUUUAAAAUUGUUUUGAAACUAGAAUAAUAGAUUAACGAUCUCUCCUGACUAACAUCUGUUUUGUUGGUGAAUAUCUACAAGAUUUUAUCCAUGUUGAUCACUGGGUGAUUCCCCCCCCCCUUUUUUUUUCAGAUAAGCAUGAUCUACCAAGGUAGUUUUUUUUUUAAUUUCUCAAUCUUUGAAGAAAAAAACUGAUAACUAUUUUAAAGCAACCACUAUCCUCACCUCUUUUAAUAGUAAGUUAUAACUGUUUGUUGUGUAAACAUUUUUACAAUACAAUUAUUAUUCAUUAUGACAGCAACAAACUUUAGAAAGGCAUUGAAUUAUGUAAAGUUGGUUCAAUAAAUGUGUGUUUGAAGAAAUACGUGCUCGUUUUCCUAAAAACACAUUAAACCA
Molecule: messenger RNA, 2866 nt
Organism: Lampris incognitus (smalleye Pacific opah)
Lineage: Eukaryota; Metazoa; Chordata; Actinopteri; Lampriformes; Lampridae
Gene: tfe3b
Product: transcription factor binding to IGHM enhancer 3b
Exons: 9
Coding region: 169-1530 (453 amino acids)
Biological process (GO): regulation of transcription by RNA polymerase II
Cellular component (GO): nucleus
Molecular function (GO): protein dimerization activity; DNA-binding transcription factor activity, RNA polymerase II-specific; RNA polymerase II cis-regulatory region sequence-specific DNA binding
Source: RefSeq, a predicted model, not a curated record